Messenger RNA from Pan troglodytes (chimpanzee), 4512 nucleotides. RefSeq names its product transient receptor potential cation channel subfamily M member 5 (gene TRPM5). The record is from RefSeq and is a predicted model, not a curated record. Gene Ontology annotation, biological process: calcium ion transmembrane transport. The transcript has 26 exons. Lineage: Eukaryota; Metazoa; Chordata; Mammalia; Primates; Hominidae. Bases 593 to 4090 code for a protein of 1165 amino acids. Gene Ontology annotation, molecular function: calcium-activated cation channel activity; ligand-gated calcium channel activity. Gene Ontology annotation, cellular component: plasma membrane.
GAGGUGGGACCAAGCCAGGCCGAGGUCAGCCAGGCUGGGGCUGGGCAGCUGACAGAUGAGGCUGUGGGCAGGGGCGGAGCCAGGGCGCUGAGGGGCCAGUGCCGAUCCUUGGAUCCCUGCCACAUAGAGAGGGGCUGAGAUGCCCGACCUCACCGGGCAGCUGGGAGACAUGAGCCCCAUGAGGGUUGAGGGAAUAGGGCUGAGGCGCACGCGGCCUCUUCUACUCCCGCUUGCUGAUGCCGGAGCACCACGGGAAUAGCUCUGCCGCUGAUGCUGUGUGGGCCGGGGCAAGGCCUCCUCUCUCUGUGUGUCCUGGGCCUCCUGGACCUCCUGGGCAAGGAAGGUGGUCUCUCGUCCACGCCGCCUCCUGCACUUGAGCUGAGGGCACCUGUCUCACCUUUUCACCUCUACCCAGGUGCACCCAGGGUCUCCACAUCCCUGUCCUGGGAGCGGGUGGGCUGUGUGGCCAGGGGACUGCAAGGCCUCUGCUGAGUCUUUCGGAGUUUCCAGGUCAUCCCCACAAAAGUCCUCUGGAGAAGUGUCUGCAGGUGUGGCCGACCUGAGGUGCCCUGAGUGGGCUGUAGAGGCCACCAUGCAGGAUGUCCAAGGCCCCCGUCCCGGAAGCCCCGGGGAUGCUGAAGACCGGCGGGAGCUGGGCUUGCACAGGGGCGAGGUCGACUUUGGAGGGUCUGGGAAGAAGCGAGGCAAGUUUGUACGGGUGCCGAGCGGAGUGGCUCCGUCUGUGCUCUUUGACCUGCUGCUUGCUGAGUGGCACCUGCCGGCCCCCAACCUGGUGGUGUCCCUGGUGGGUGAGGAGCAGACUUUCGCCAUGAAGUCCUGGCUGCGGGAUGUGCUGCGCAAGGGGCUGGUGAAGGCGGCUCAGAGCACAGGAGCCUGGAUCCUGACCAGUGCCCUCCGCGUGGGCCUGGCCAGGCAUGUCGGGCAGGCCGUGCGCGACCACUCGCUGGCCAGCACGUCCACCAAGGUCCGUGUGGUUGCUGUCGGCAUGGCCUCGCUGGGCCGCGUCCUGCACCGCCGCAUUCUGGAGGAGGCCCAGGAGGAUUUUCCUGUCCACUACCCUGAGGAUGACGGCGGCAGCCAGGGCCCCCUCUGUUCACUGGACAGCAACCUCUCCCACUUCAUCCUGGUGGAGCCAGGCCCCCCGGGGAAGGGCGAUGGGCUGACGGAGCUGCGGCUGAGGCUGGAGAAGCACAUCUCGGAGCAGAGGGCGGGCUACGGGGGCACUGGCAGCAUCGAGAUCCCUGUCCUCUGCUUGCUGGUCAAUGGUGAUCCCAGCACCUUGGAGAGGAUCUCCAGGGCCGUGGAGCAGGCUGCCCCGUGGCUGAUCCUGGCAGGCUCGGGGGGCAUUGCCGAUGUGCUUGCUGCCCUAGUGAACCAGCCCCACCUCCUGGUGCCCAAAGUGGCCGAGAAGCAGUUUAAGGAGAAGUUCCCCAGCGAGCAUUUCUCUUGGGAGGACAUCGUGCGCUGGACCAAGCUGCUGCAGAACAUCACCUCACACCAGCAACUGCUCACCGUGUACGACUUCGAGCAGGAGGGCUCCGAGGAGCUGGACACGGUCAUCCUGAAGGCGCUGGUGAAAGCCUGCAAGAGCCACAGCCAGGAGCCUCAGGACUAUCUGGAUGAGCUCAAGCUGGCCGUGGCCUGGGACCGCGUGGACAUCGCCAAGAGUGAGAUCUUCAAUGGGGACGUGGAGUGGAAGUCCUGUGACCUGGAGGAGGUGAUGGUGGACGCCCUGGUCAGCAACAAGCCCGAGUUUGUGCGCCUCUUUGUGGACAACGGCGCAGACGUGGCCGACUUCCUGACGUAUGGGCGGCUGCAGGAGCUCUACCGCUCCGUGUCACGCAAGAGCCUGCUCUUCGACCUGCUGCAGCGGAAGCAGGAGGAGGCCCGGCUGACGCUGGCCGGCCUGGGCACCCAGCAGGCCCGGGAGCCACCCGCGGGGCCGCCGGCCUUCUCCCUGCACGAGGUCUCCCGCGUACUCAAGGACUUCCUGCAGGACGCCUGCCGAGGCUUCUACCAGGACGGCCGGCCGGGGGGCCGCAGGAGGGCGGAGAAGGGCCCGGCCAAGCGGCCCACGGGCCAGAAGUGGCUGCUGGACCUGAACCAGAAGAGCGAGAACCCCUGGCGGGACCUGUUUCUGUGGGCCGUGCUGCAGAACCGCCACGAGAUGGCCACCUACUUCUGGGCCAUGGGCCAGGAAGGUGUGGCAGCCGCACUGGCCGCCUGCAAAAUCCUCAAAGAGAUGUCGCACCUGGAGACGGAGGCCGAGGCGGCCCGAGCCAUGCGCGAGGCGAAAUACGAGCAGCUGGCCCUUGACCUCUUCUCCGAGUGCUACAGCAACAGUGAGGCCCGCGCCUUCGCCCUGCUGGUGCGCCGGAACCGCUGCUGGAGCAAGACCACCUGCCUGCACCUGGCCACCGAGGCUGACGCCAAGGCCUUCUUUGCCCACGACGGCGUUCAGGCCUUCCUGACCAGGAUCUGGUGGGGGGACAUGGCCGCAGGCACGCCCAUCCUGCGGCUGCUAGGAGCCUUCCUCUGCCCCGCCCUCGUCUAUACCAACCUCAUCACCUUCAGUGAGGAAGCUCCCCUGAGGACAGGCCUGGAGGACCUGCAGGACCUGGACAGCCUGGACACGGAGAAGAGCCCGCUGUAUGGCCUGCAGAGCCGGGUGGAGGAGCUGGUGGAGGCGCCGAGGGCUCAGGGUGACCGAGGCCCACGUGCUGUCUUCCUGCUCACACGCUGGCGGAAAUUCUGGGGCGCUCCCGUGACUGUGUUCCUGGGGAACGUGGUCAUGUACUUCGCCUUCCUCUUCCUGUUCACCUACGUCCUGCUGGUGGACUUCAGGCCGCCCCCCCAGGGCCCCUCAGGGCCCGAGGUCACCCUCUACUUCUGGGUCUUUACGCUGGUGCUGGAGGAAAUCCGGCAGGGCUUCUUCACAGACGAGGACACACACCUGGUGAAGAAGUUCACACUGUAUGUGGGGGACAACUGGAACAAGUGUGACAUGGUGGCCAUCUUCCUGUUCAUCGUGGGUGUCACCUGCAGGAUGCUGCCGUCGGCGUUUGAGGCUGGCCGCACAGUCCUCGCCAUGGACUUCAUGGUAUUCACGCUGCGGCUGAUCCAUAUUUUUGCCAUACACAAGCAGCUGGGCCCCAAGAUCAUCGUGGUAGAGCGCAUGAUGAAGGACGUCUUCUUCUUCCUCUUCUUUCUGAGCGUGUGGCUCGUGGCCUACGGUGUCACCACCCAGGCGCUGCUGCACCCCCAUGACGGCCGCCUGGAGUGGAUCUUCCGCCGGGUGCUCUACCGGCCCUACCUGCAGAUCUUCGGCCAGAUCCCACUGGACGAGAUUGAUGAAGCCCGUGUGAACUGCUCCACCCACCCACUGCUGCUGGAGGACUCACCAUCCUGCCCCAGCCUCUAUGCCAACUGGCUGGUCAUCCUCCUGCUGGUCACCUUCCUGUUGGUCACCAAUGUGCUGCUCAUGAACCUGCUCAUCGCCAUGUUCAGCUACACGUUCCAGGUGGUGCAGGGCAAUGCAGACAUGUUCUGGAAGUUCCAGCGCUACAACCUGAUUGUGGAGUACCACGAGCGCCCCGCCCUGGCCCCGCCCUUCAUCCUGCUCAGCCACCUGAGCCUGGCGCUCCGCAGGGUCUUCAAGAAGGAGGCUGAGCACAAGCGGGAGCACCUGGAGAGAGACCUGCCAGACCCCCUGGACCAGAAGGUCAUCACCUGGGAGACAGUCCAGAAGGAGAACUUCCUGAGCAAGAUGGAGAAGCGGAGGAGGGACAGCGAAGGGGAGGUGCUGCGGAAAACCGCCCACAGAGUGGACUUCGUUGCCAAGUACCUCGGGGGGCUGAGAGAGCAAGAAAAGCGCAUCAAGUGUCUGGAGUCACAGAUCAACUAUUGCUCGGUGCUCGUGUCCUCCGUGGCCGACGUGCUGGCCCAGGGUGGCGGCCCCUGGAGCUCUCAGCACUGUGGCGAGGGAAGCCAGCUGGUGGCUGCUGACCACAGAGGCGGUUUAGAUGGCCGGGAACAACCCGGGGCUGGCCAGCCUCCCUCGGACACCUGAGCUGCUUGGCCUGCCACAUGUGGGGCCACCUCUCCUCAGCUGGCCACCCUGCACGUUGUGCACUUACCUUUGCCGACCUCCAGCGGAACCCCCCAGGGGGCACCAGCCCCCCAGCAGACAAUGGCCCUCCUGGUGCCUCACCACAGACCCUCACCCAAAGGAACCGCUCCUUGUCCCUCCUGGCCUCCCCGGAGGCACAGCAGUGUCAUGGGGCUGUCUCCCCUGACAGGCACAACUCCCCGGGCAGAAAACAUGCCCCACCGCGUCCCUACCUGGAAACUGACCAGCCUGCACUGUGGAAAAGCUGGCCCUGUGGCGUGACGGGGGAGCACCCCCAUCCAGACUGCGAAGCUGCUCUGGGGUCUGCACCCACCCCUGCCCUGACUUGUGUUGCCUGACAAGAGACUCAUCUUUUUUUGAAA